Messenger RNA from Nannospalax galili (Upper Galilee mountains blind mole rat), 1348 nucleotides. RefSeq names its product TATA-box binding protein associated factor 13 (gene Taf13). The record is from RefSeq and is a predicted model, not a curated record. The coding region runs from base 69 to 443 and encodes 124 amino acids. Gene Ontology annotation, biological process: transcription by RNA polymerase II. NCBI's taxonomy places the organism in Eukaryota, Metazoa, Chordata, Mammalia, Rodentia, Spalacidae. The transcript has 4 exons. Gene Ontology annotation, cellular component: transcription factor TFIID complex. Gene Ontology annotation, molecular function: protein heterodimerization activity.
UGGAAGUAGUAAAGCCGGCUUGUGGGAAGCAGUGGGCGCUUGGCUGGGCAGGCUGCUGGUUUAGAAGGAUGGCAGAUGAGGAAGAAGACCCCACCUUUGAGGAGGAAAAUGAAGAAAUUGGAGGCGGUGCAGAAGGUGGACAGGGUAAAAGAAAGAGACUUUUUUCUAAAGAAUUGCGGUGUAUGAUGUAUGGGUUUGGGGAUGACCAGAAUCCUUACACUGAGUCCGUAGAUAUUCUUGAAGAUCUUGUCAUAGAGUUCAUCACUGAGAUGACUCACAAGGCAAUGUCAAUUGGAAGACAAGGUCGAGUGCAAGUUGAAGAUAUUGUAUUCUUGAUCCGAAAGGACCCAAGGAAGUUUGCCAGAGUUAAAGACUUACUUACCAUGAAUGAAGAAUUGAAACGGGCUAGGAAAGCUUUUGAUGAAGCCAACUAUGGAUCUUGACACUUUUUGUGCUUUCUGAAAUUUUGUUACCUUCUGUGGAAACCAUGUAUUAGAACCGUGUCUUCUACAGUAACUUCUUGAUACCUAGGCAUGUAGUGAAAGAUGUCUUCAAUUUUAGAUUGAUAUUUGAGCCUUAAUCACCUGCCUUUGUGUGACCAUAUUUGAAUUACUUAUUGAGUUUUAAUGACUACACAUAAGUAUUGUAGACCAUGCAGUUCCAUCUGCUUCUGACCAUUUAAAGGUAAAGUUUUGUUUAGGUUUUAGGUAGAUUUGUGCCAUUAUAAGCUAUAAACUGUAGGUGCUUAAUAUGUCAAAUCUAAGUAUCCUUUGAGUUUACGAAAGUACAGAUAUGUGCUUUAUUGUAUUCCUAAGUUUUUAAACAACAGUGGUCUGAGAGGUUAUGAAAGAUAAUGAGCUGAUUUUUAUUUCUUUUAAGGUGAUGGCAUAUAAAACUUAAGUUUUUGUAAGGAAUGUUUAAUGAUCUUAAAGGAUAGUUUGUUUUAGUAUUCUUUUCUAAGGGGUUUUGUUUUUGUUUUUGUUUUAAUAUAACCUAAAAGUUUCCUGUCAGUGCAUCUGAUUUAAAACCUUUUUAGGCUUAUAACGUAUUUGUUAAGUUUUAGAAGACCUCAUUUUCCUAGAUGACAUUAAAAUUUCUUAAAAUGCUUUCAGUAGCUGGAAUGUCAAUAUUUAAAAAGCUGAUGUCAGGGUAAGUAUUUGGGGUAAUUUUUAUUAACAGAUUUGUAAGUGCUUUCAUUGUGGAAAUAUAUACUUGUUUAAAACCAUAUGUGACUGUACAAACCACUUUUGUAAUUCAGAAUAUGCAGGCCUUGUGUGUAUUUAGCCUAUUGCAUUAAAUUAUUAUUGUGCAUAGCUUAUAAUAAUAAUUGAAACUGCAUUUAAAGAGA